Messenger RNA from Dinoponera quadriceps, 795 nucleotides. It is a transcript of the gene RpL10, whose product is annotated as 60S ribosomal protein L10. Gene Ontology annotation, molecular function: structural constituent of ribosome. The record is from RefSeq and is a predicted model, not a curated record. Gene Ontology annotation, cellular component: ribosome; cytosolic large ribosomal subunit. Gene Ontology annotation, biological process: translation; ribosomal large subunit assembly. NCBI's taxonomy places the organism in Eukaryota, Metazoa, Arthropoda, Insecta, Hymenoptera, Formicidae. The transcript has 4 exons. Bases 85 to 744 code for a protein of 219 amino acids.
ACUUCUCUCUCAUCGUCAUCUACAGACACGUUCAUUCUAUUGGGACUUCCUCUUCUCAUUUGGCUCCACUUAACUUCGGUUAAAAUGGGGCGCCGACCAGCGAGGUGUUAUCGGUACUGCAAGAAUAAGCCGUAUCCAAAAUCGAGGUUUUGUCGUGGUGUUCCCGACCCGAAGAUCCGUAUUUUCGAUCUUGGCAAAAAGAAAGCAUCUGUCGAGGACUUUCCAUUGUGUGUGCACUUGGUGUCGGAUGAAUACGAACAGCUAAGUUCGGAAGCUCUGGAAGCUGGCCGUAUCUGUGCCAAUAAAUACAUGGUGAAGAAUGCCGGCAAGGAUCAGUUCCACAUUCGUAUGAGACUGCAUCCCUUCCAUGUCAUCCGUAUCAACAAGAUGUUAUCGUGUGCUGGAGCUGAUAGGCUCCAGACUGGAAUGAGAGGUGCUUUCGGCAAGCCUCAGGGUACCGUAGCUAGGGUACACAUCGGUCAGCCGAUCAUGAGCGUUCGGUCCUCCGAUCGUCAUAAGGCGGCCGUCAUCGAAGCUCUGCGACGUGCCAAGUUCAAGUUCCCCGGUCGCCAGAAGAUCUACGUAUCGAAGAAGUGGGGCUUCACGAAGUACGAUCGUGCUGAGUACGAGGCGUUGAAGACCGCAGGCCGUCUUGCCCCAGAUGGCUGUAAUGUCAAGUAUUUGCCCGAACACGGACCGCUCGAAGAGUGGAAAAAAUUCAGGAAGGCACUUGCUACAGCCUAAAUAGGUACAGAACAUUCUGAGCACGGGGUUGAAUAAAAUAAUUGUAAAGAA